AAUUAUGGCAGCGAACGCAGCAAAGGCACUUCGAUUUGGGUCACGAUUAAAGGAAUUAAGAAUUCACUUAUGUCAAAAAACACCUGCAAGUCAAGGUGUUAGAGAGUUCAUAGAAAAUCAGUAUGUGCCCAUAAAGCAGAAUAAUCCUAAUUUUCCAAUCUUAAUACGAGAGUGCAGUGAUAUUCAGCCACGAGUGUUUGCCAGAUAUGAAUUUGGACAAGAGACAAGUUCAUCUCUUAGCAACUUGAGCAGUGAUGAAGUUAUGAAAGUGAUUUCAAAAAUGGCAACAGCAUAAAAUGAUAUGAGUUUUUGAUUUGCUUGUAUAUAAACUUUGUUUAAUAAAAUAUAAUCUUAGAAUAAAA
This is a messenger RNA of Saccostrea echinata, 362 nucleotides long. RefSeq names its product NADH dehydrogenase [ubiquinone] 1 alpha subcomplex subunit 2-like. Bases 5 to 295 code for a protein of 96 amino acids. The transcript has 3 exons. The record is from RefSeq and is a predicted model, not a curated record. Lineage: Eukaryota; Metazoa; Mollusca; Bivalvia; Ostreida; Ostreidae.